This is a messenger RNA of Aspergillus niger, 2103 nucleotides long. RefSeq lists its product as uncharacterized. Gene Ontology annotation, cellular component: cytoplasm. Gene Ontology annotation, biological process: cellular response to oxidative stress. The transcript has 2 exons. Lineage: Eukaryota; Fungi; Ascomycota; Eurotiomycetes; Eurotiales; Aspergillaceae. The coding region runs from base 1 to 2103 and encodes 700 amino acids. The record is from RefSeq and is a predicted model, not a curated record.
AUGGCCCUUCUGCCUGUUUCUCCCUCUGGCUGCUUGUUUCUCCCUCCUCGUGUUUCGGCUGUCCCGCCUCGACCAGCUGCAAUCUCUCCUGCUGGCUGGCCAUCUCUCCCAUCGCAUUCUUUUACCCCCAGUUGCACUUCCGACCUUGCAAUGGCCGCCGAAGAAGAUCCGCUCAUUCAGGCCCUGCCGCCGGCCACUGACUACCUGACCUAUCUCACCCUCCUCGAAUACCAACUCACCCCCGCCCGCCUUCCCAUUCUCCACAAACUCCUCCAGGAUGAAGUCCUGACGACGAACAUCGGCUGGGACUUGGUGCAGCUGUUGCUGCCCAUGUUGCCCCAAUCCCUCGAUUGCCUGCACGACAUUGCCCGCCUGGGAAACCCAAGAGAGGUGAUAUUGCGAGUUUCCGAUGCGCUCAUGCAGUUACAACCCGAGGACGAGGAUGAUGAUAGCGACGAUGGCACGGCUAAGGCUGAUGAAGCGCCGCAAGAUGCUACGGAUGGCGGAUCGAAGAACGCGGCCCUGCCGCGCCAUAUCUUGCAGUUCAAUACUUUAGUCUCGAUGCUAUCGGUCCUCCAUUCCCGUAUCCAGACCAAAUCCCCCAGUCGGUUCCUAGCGACAUCACUGCAGGCUGUACUGGAGGCUUAUACCCUCAUGCCCACGAACGAGACGACUUAUGCGUUGCUGGAGUUCUUCAGAGACGUUUCACCGUCCAAAAGACCGGCUCCGCCACCCAGAGUGCCCAGCGAGUCGAGCGUGUUGCGUCUGUCGGAGAAAUCUGCACCUGAUCCGGAAGCAGAGGUCCAAUCCCCUUCCCCGGCAAGUGAUGAUGAAUCGGUUUUGGUUCAAAAGUUCCUACAGUUCGGCCUGAUCGAGGCUCUCAAGUCAUACCUACUGAGCUUUACUGGGCCGUCAGACCCGGGUAUGUCCUGGGCGAUUAGACUACAAGAGAAAUUGCAACCCGGUUUGCGUCUGGCGAAGCAGGAAACACCGAGCGAUGCCUUUGCCAAUCAUAAAGAGCUGAAAGAGAGGGACAUGAUCAUUGCCAAGAUCACGGCCCCGAAGGACCAGCCUCUCCCUCUUGACUUUGAGGAGCCUCCAAGGAAGGCGGACGAGAUUCCACUAGAAAGACACGGCUCCUUAUUGCUGCUCGCGGCGCGGGCGGCUACCGCAGAACUGUUCUCAUCUGGUCAAGUCAGCCCGAUCGUCAUAUUCCCUGAUUUGGCACGAAUCUUCCAAAAUUUUGUUGGAGGAUACAACUCUCCAGACGAAGUGGCAUUCGGACAGCCCCAAGUGCUGCUGGACUCUCUGCUUACGCUGACCGUCUUUUCCAUGCAAAAGCCAAGCGACACGACACCCCAUGAGAAGGACUUUGUUGACUUCGUGCUGACCCUGACUGCUUGCACUGCACGCCAAAAUUAUAGCUCCGUGCGGCGGAUUCCUGGAACAAUCAUCCGGACGCACCCCUCACAGGUCACUCAAUUCAAAGUAAUCCGAACAGUUCUGGAAGACGACCGCUUCCAGAGCGUCAAGGAUAGUGCGAUUGGAUGGCUCAGGACUGGUAUUCUCGAAGCAGCAAACUCAUCUAAAGCUGGCACUUCAGCCGAGCCCAGCGUCUACCUCGACCCGCAUUACUUCUCGGUGGUGUUCCCCUCCCUCUUCAACUCAUCCGACCUGUUCAUGAACGUAUCAUCCGACCUCGUGGCUUCCUUCAUCAAGUUCUCCCAGACUCUAUCCCCCUCCAUCCACGCGGCCCUCAGCCUCUACUACACUAUCGUAUCGUCACCGCACCUACGCAAGCAGCUCCAGCUCGAAAAGACCUACGUCUACUUCCGCAAUCGCUUCCUCGAGCCGCUCAAGUCCCUCUGCCAUGCCUUCGAAGCCGACCUGGCGCAAAAUGGCGGCGACGGGAAGAUCGAAGCGGCGGUCGGCGAGAGCCUGAGCCAAGUAGGAAUGGCGCGAUCGGUUGGCUUGAUCUCAUACAUGCUGGAACAAGUCGAAGAUGCGGUCGGGGAGGCUUUUGUGGACGAGUCCGACCUGCCCGAGCCAAGUGCGGAUGAUAUCGCGCGGGUAGAUAUGAUUCGGAAGGAGACGUCGCCUUGA